AUGACUUUGGCCAAACAAUCACCACACACAGACUGCUGCAAGUGGAGUGGUGUACUAUGCAAGAAGAUCCCCAAGACAAAUAUCCGCCGUGUUAACUUCCUCGAAAUAAGCGGCUCAGAUGAGGUUGUAGGAACAAUCCCCACCACCCUUGAUAAACUCCCGUACCUCGAAACCCUCAUCUUACGACUAUUACCCAACCUCACAGGCCCAAUCCCACCCGUCAUCGGAAAACUCACUAGACUAAAACUCCUCUUUCUUAACUGGGACAACCUCAGCGGUCCCAUCCCAAAUUUCUUAAGUCACCUAACUCAUUUGGAGUCUCUUAGCUUGAACAAUAACCAAUUUACCGGCUCGAUUCCAGCUUACCUAGGUCGAAUCCCUAAUCUAAAGGGACUCGACUUGCAGAUUAACCAGUUAACCGGUAAAAUCCCAGACACAUUCGGUUCUUUCGCCACUGGUUUUUCCUUACAAUUGUCCUACAACAAGUUAUCUGGUACAAUCCCAAGGUCUCUAGGAAAGGUCAACUUCGGAACUCUAGAACUGUCACAUAAUCAUCUCACAGGUGACGCGUCCUUCCUGUUCGGGGAGGACAAGUCCGAGUUGAAUCACUUGGACUUGUCGAACAAUCGCUUGUCGUUCGACUUGUCCAAGGUAGUGUUACCCGUGGGAGACACUUCUAGCUUGCUUGAGCUUAAGUUGAGCCAUAACCAAAUAUACGGGCGGCUGCCUGCUUGGUUGGGACGUGCCGCAGGUUCAUUGGCCCAAUUCGACGUAAGCUACAACCGUCUUUGCGGGCCGAUACCGAGAGGGAAGCUGCAAGGGUUUCCUGCGGAAGUGUUUGAGCAUAAUUUGUGCCUGUGUGGUGCUCCCUUGCAUCCUUGCAAGUCUUAAACUAGCUGCGUGCAUAUGUUGUAAUAAUGUGCGUUGAACGUAAUUAGUUGUAUGCUUUAGCUAGUGUGCUAAGUGAGUUCUAGUUUUAGCUACGAGCCAACGAAUGUGAAAGCUGAAGAAAAAUAAUUGGAAUCCAUUUUAUUGCGG
This is a messenger RNA of Chenopodium quinoa (quinoa), 1038 nucleotides long. RefSeq names its product polygalacturonase inhibitor 1-like. The record is from RefSeq and is a predicted model, not a curated record. Bases 1 to 891 code for a protein of 296 amino acids. Lineage: Eukaryota; Viridiplantae; Streptophyta; Magnoliopsida; Caryophyllales; Amaranthaceae. The transcript has 3 exons. Gene Ontology annotation, molecular function: protein binding.